This is a messenger RNA of Blepharisma stoltei, 1069 nucleotides long. NCBI's taxonomy places the organism in Eukaryota, Ciliophora, Heterotrichea, Heterotrichida, Blepharismidae. The record is from the annotation of a GenBank genome assembly.
AUGAAGUUCAAAACCAAAGAAAGGAUCUUAAAGCAGCUCUUCAUUUUCAAUGCAAUGACGACCCUUGCAAACCUCACAGUGCUCUUAUAUCUCUCUUAUACUUUGUCUCCGAUUGAGGAUAAAAUAAAUCCAAUGGAAAAUGUAAUUCCUAUUUAGGCUGUCAUUACGAUUUCAUUACUUAUAUUUGGAGGGUUUUCGAUUUAUUCUCGCUAUAAAACCCGCAUUCUCAUGUUCAAUGUCCUGUAAUUUUUACUUAAAUCCCCCUCCUUAGGAACAAAAUUUUUUUGUUUGAUAAUGGAGGGUUAUAUUUUUUUUUUAAAAAAAUUUCAUAAAUUUUAUAAUAAUUGUUUUUUCGAAGCUUAAAAUUAUUUGCAAAAUUUGGAAAGCAAAUAUUAAUUUAAUUGUAAAAUUUAUGCUCUAAACGCAAGCUAUCAAAAUUAAACAGAAUUAGCUAGAAAUUUCAUUUUAAUAAUUAUCAUCAUAUAUAUAUCAAAAAUUUUCCAUUGUUCACUGGGGGUGAAUUUUUGCCAAGAAAUAGGAUUUUUUCAAUAGUUUUGCUAGCUCACAAGGGGAAGUUAGCGCAAUUUGUUAUAGCAUGACUCUAGUGUUGCGAGAAGGUGCAGAUGAUAUUCAGCACAUCGCAAAUCCAGAUUCAACUCAAGAUCAUAUGGCUGUCAGAGCUUUACGGGUGCUUUUAGCCUGCCAGCUAGGUCUUGCGUCAGUAUUUAGUUAUAUCAUUAGAGACACCAUUCUUACAGCUGAUAUCAAGCAUUUAGAAAAGAUGAAUGUUAGUCAUAUAGAAAAAGUUAAAGAAAUAGGCAGAACAAUUGUGUCACAAGACACAAUUGUGGGAGCUAGGAUCCUUCAUUCCCCAAUAUGUAAAGACUGCAAAGAUAAAAGCAAUGAAUACGUUCUCCAAAGGCUUGCUUAUGACCUGAAAGGAACUGAGGUCAAUUGCAUUAUCUGCGAUAAAGAAUUAUCCCAAGACUCGAAAAUAACUGUUGUAAACGAAUGAUUUGAGACUCCAAAAGACUCAAUUACUGAUGAUAUCUUUGAAUCUUAUAUGUAA